AUGCAAGGUCAUUCUGAUGCUAUACCAUCCGUUUCCUUCUCUCCGGAUGGCUCGCAAAUCGCCUCGGGCUCAAAGGACAAGACGAUCCGGAUUUGGAACGCGGACACCGGAAAGGAAGUCGGCGAGCCUUUACGGGGGCACACGGACUACGUCAACUCGGUGUCGUUUUCCCCCGAUGGAAAGCGCCUUGCCUCGGCCUCACAUGACUUCACCGUGCGACUGUGGGACGUGCAGACAGGGCAGCAGAUCGGGCAGCCGCUCGAAGGGCAUACGUGGAUGGUUUUGUGUGUCGCAUUCUCACCCGACGGCAACCGCAUCGUCUCGGGCUCAUCCGAUGAGACGCUCCGACUCUGGGACGCGCGGACGGGACAGGCCAUCGGCGAGCCUCUACGGGGUCAACAGGUCAUCGGCAAGCCUUUCCGGAGUCACUCUGACUAUGUUAACAGCGUCGCAUUUUCACCGGAUGGGAAGCACAUCGCCUCUGGAUCCGACGACAAGACCAUUCGACUCUGGGACGCCAGAACAGGCCAGCCAGUCGGGGACCCGCUGCGAGGCCACAAUGACUGGGUUCGCUCAGUUGCAUAUUCCCCCGAUAGCGCGCGCAUCGUCUCGGGCUCCGACGACAAUACGAUCCGGAUCUGGGACGCUCAGACAAGGCAGACGGUGGUGGGGCCACUGCAAGGGCACAAAAACGUGGUCCGCUCUGUGGCAUUCUCGCCGGAUGGCGAGCACAUCGUCUCCGGCUCCUUUGACGGUACGAUGCGGAUAUGGGACGCGCAGACGGGACAGACAGUGGCGGGGCCUUGGGAAGCUCACGGUGGCGAAUAUGGGGUUCUCUCCGUUGCGUUCUCGCCCGAUGGCAAGCGCGUCGUCUCUGGGGGUUGGGACGAUCUGGUGAAAAUAUGGGAUGGAGAGGUCGAUUAG
Punctularia strigosozonata HHB-11173 SS5 is the source of this 924-nucleotide messenger RNA. RefSeq names its product WD40 repeat-like protein. Gene Ontology annotation, molecular function: dynein complex binding; microtubule plus-end binding. Gene Ontology annotation, cellular component: microtubule associated complex; kinetochore; nuclear envelope. The record is from RefSeq and is a predicted model, not a curated record. NCBI's taxonomy places the organism in Eukaryota, Fungi, Basidiomycota, Agaricomycetes, Corticiales, Punctulariaceae. The coding region runs from base 1 to 924 and encodes 307 amino acids. Gene Ontology annotation, biological process: nuclear migration; establishment of mitotic spindle orientation; microtubule organizing center organization. The transcript has a single exon.